AUGGGGGGCCAGGCGAUGUUCGUCCUCGACGUCCACCCAAUCGUUGACAACGCAGUGCCACGCGCCAUGAAGCGCAUUCUGGACUCGGUCAGUCGCCCUGUACAUCACACAACCCUGGUCUGGGAGCGAGCCCUCGAAUGCAACCUCGGCGUCGCGGUCGCGCCGCCGACGCCGCCGCCGCCGCGAGAGCCAGAUCUCGGGUCGGAGCCGGCUCGGCCCGGCGACGUCCCCCACUGGGGGACGCCGCCGGGGAGUCUUAGGUGCCACGUCCGCAUCCGCUGCGCAAGUUCCGCGAGGGGCAAGUUCAAGUUCAAGCUGUGCUGGCCGGACCUGUUGUGGAUCGAUCGGACGAGCGUUCUCCAGCUGCAGGAGGUGGCCAAGGCCAGGGGCCGGGCCCACCAGCUGAUCAGCCUGCUGGACGACGACAGGCUGUGGCGCCUGUCCCGGCUCGCGCUCAGCGGCGGGGUGCUCGAGAACGUGGCCGCCCAGCCCGCGCCCCUUCCGCUCGGCGCGCCGGGCGCGGCGCCCGUCCACGACGCGGCGGCGCACGGCGCGGCGGCCCUGCCGCCGGGGCCGGCGCUCGCGGGCCACUACCCAGCGGGGCAGCAGGCGCCGGCCCGGCCCCUGCCGCCCGGCCUCCUGUCGCCCAGCCCCGUGGCGCACGGCCCCGUGGCGCACGUCCCCGUGGCGGAGACCUCGGCCCAGCCCGCCGUGGGCCUGGCCCCAGAGGCGGUCUCGAGCGAGGAGAAGCAAUUGGCAGUGCGGCAGGGCACGCUGGCGCCAGGCCCAGAUACCAACGACUCCGCGGCCCCUCCCUGCACGACGCUCAUUGUGAGGAACCUGUCCGUGUCGUUCGCGGACCAGGAAGCUGCGCGCACGUGGUUCGACUGCCUCGGAUUCGAGGGGCAGUACGACUUCUUCCUCUUCUUCCCAGGGAAGACGAGGCGAAGGACUCCUUGGCCACCUGACUGGGGACGGAGCAAGCGGGGCCUCCCAGAUCGCAGCGACUCAGAGCCAGAUCCCCCCCGUCCCUGCAUCGCCGAUGCAUCGUCGGUGCGCUGCGAUCUUGGGCCCCGCUUACAUACGGUCGCCGCCCACCAGAAGGAUGGGUUGAGUUUCCAAGGGUGCCCCUGCAUGCCAAACGUCAUGUUUAUCCUUUUCGUGACGUGACGCCCAGAGGCCUGGAACCCUUACCAGCGACAGGUUUCUCAUCCUGAGUCGGUCCCAUGGACUGGAAAUGGCCCCUGGAGGCCAACAAAUCUAAAAAACACCACCCGUCGUUUCCGAGUCACGACGCGAGCAUGCCUGGGUCCCUGUCUCCUCGGCCCCUGCGGCAGGGCGCACCUCUGACUCCCAGGGGCCACGCAGCCCGAGGCUCCAUCCCCGGGACGUGCGGCGACCGCGCUCUGGCCCCCGUGCGGGAGGCCCCCGAAGGACCCCCGAGAGCGAGCCCCCCGAUCCACCGCCAAGCCUUGGAUAUUUUUUCGUGAACUUCGUGUCUCCCAGCUUCGCCCAGAACUGCGGCUGCCGGGCCACCGCUUGAGGCCAGCGGGGGCUUCUGAUGUUCCAGCCCUCUUGAGCCGUGAUCGCCAGAAGGAAUGUCGAGCACCGAGCAAGUACCGAAACUGGGGGAUUCUCAAGUGUCGGGCCCUGGGAGGCGAUGCUCGUUCGACAUUGUUUCGAUGCUUCUCUGGGUGCUCGAAAUUACUUCUGGGAUGUGGUCCUGGAUGGCGAUGGGAGCAGCAUGAGCCCAGGAACGACCAGGCAAAGCUUCCCUGCAGGACUCCUCCCGCCCUGCUCCUCCUGCAGGACCCCUCGAUCCUCGCAGGUCGGAGAUGUCGAAGUUUGGGGGGGGCGCUGCUGGGCCCUUCCUGGUUCGGCAUCCAGAUGCCUCUGAGGAGGAGGAGGA
Molecule: messenger RNA, 1909 nt
Organism: Prorocentrum cordatum
Lineage: Eukaryota; Dinophyceae; Prorocentrales; Prorocentraceae
Source: the annotation of a GenBank genome assembly